Mesorhabditis spiculigera is the source of this 2118-nucleotide messenger RNA. The record is from the annotation of a GenBank genome assembly. Lineage: Eukaryota; Metazoa; Nematoda; Chromadorea; Rhabditida; Rhabditidae.
AUGCUUCGAUUUCUACUGCUACUCGCCAUUAGUGCGGCGGUGGUCUCGUGUUUUGGCGAAAAUGGCCAGUACCAGCUGGACGAGCUCAACCCGUCCUUCAUCCUGCGUGGCGAUGAGUUUGGGAAUGACACGAUAGUUAUCAACCCUAACGAGACUGGCGCAACGCUGCAAAUUAACGGUCUUUUUACGAAUGUUAACAAUGUGUCGUUGAGUGUUGUCACGCCAACUCAACUAUUUACGCAAAGCCAAAUCAUUUCAAAUGGUGCUCGAGGCUUGAGAAUUGUCUUUUUCCCAGUGACGAUCGCGGUGGCGAAAUCGAGCGAUAGGAAUUUUUGGCUGUCUGUCACCCUGAUUUCGCCUAAAAGUGUCCCCAAUGACGUUGGCUUGGAUGAUUAUGUCCUCCAAACAUUUACGCCUACGACCAAAAUCACUCCUCCUUACACAAUCCAAUCAAACUCCACCACUUCUACGUUGCGGACAAUCGUUAAUACCCAAUACUCAAAAACGGCUUGCUUCCCAUUUGAGAUGACGGACCUGAAAAUUGACACUGGGUGCAACAUCACCAUGUAUGCCGGCGCUGCACCAUACAAAAAAUCCGCAAUUCUCUACCAAUUAAUUCGUGUUACUGACCACGACUACAACACCUUCUAUGGGGCCACUUUCUCGUAUAACUACUACACUUUCCAAAUUCCGGCCGGUUGUACCGUAUCAUUCCGGUUGGCUGAAUCAAAAAAUAUCACCGAACGGGACUACGAUCCGGGUUAUUGGACCCAAGGGUUUGUUGCUAGCUGCGAAUUCCCAGGAUUUGGUCUGAACCAAUAUGCCCCGGCAACACCCGUCCAUACUUUAAUUCGAGCAAAAGGCCAAAGCACAAUUGACAUCAAAGCGAUGCUUUGGAGCCAAACGAAGGUCGGAAAUGGAGGCAGUUUCCAGGCUUCAGUUUUGGAAGGCGGAAAGGCGGUGGCCACCCUUAAUCAGACCGACAAAAAUCUCGAAGGGCACGGCCAUGAUCUGCAAGUCGACUACACCCCGGGAGCGCCCGGCCGCACUGGACUCCUAUUAACAUAUUCAUUUGGAGAUCCAGAUGUGGUCUACUAUGAUGUCAGCUCUGAUCCCCUAAUCUACGACACAAGGAUCAUGUCUACGAAGGCCUAUCAAGUCCAAUGCACUGGUGCCAUCGUUCAAGUCAAUGCUAAUAAUGCCACUGGAGCUGGAAAUAUCAUUUUUACAGAUGCUACGCAGACUUGGAGUAUCCUGGACGUAGCCAAACAAUCUCGACGAUUCAACGGAUACGUUCAUGUCUCUGGCAAUGACAACUCGGCCUACGUUGCCGCCUUCACUUGCCUGAAUCAAAAUAUGGAUUCCACUGGCAUGGGCCUCGACAACUACCAAAUCUAUAGCUACCGACAAAACACCAAAUCGACUUUGGUCAUCCCAAGUAAAAGUGGACCCCAAGCAGUCACCAUCGCUCCGACAAUACUUUCGAGCUUGGGCGUAUUCCUUUCCCGACCUGUUGUGUCGGGCUCUGGCUGUAGCGCCCAGCUUUACGUCUCCGGAGUUCCAUCGAAGAACCGUAAAAGCGCAAUGAUGCUGUAUAAAUUCAAUUCGUCUACUACUGAUAAAUUCGUCCAAUCCGGCUUGUUCUCAGUUUUUACUUUCGUGCUCCCGGCUGGUUGCGGAUUUAACGUUGACCUAGCUGAUAGCCCAGAUAAUAACGCCUCAUAUGACGAUGGUGCUCAUGGAUUUAUGGUUAGCAAGGAAUAUCCGGGAUAUUUGUAUAACUAUUGGGGCCUGGCUGCCAGCAGUUUUUCAAAGACUUUCAUCAAAAACACAAACCUUGAUGACGUCAAGUUCACUAUUGAUAUGCCCCUGGUAGACCCUGGAACCGGAAUGCUCAAUUUAACGAUCUUCAACACGGAUAAAAAUACAAACCAGAUAAUUAGCAGCUACUCGACGGAUCGGCAUCUCUCCAGCGUCGGAUUUAUGAUGAGAAUAGACUGGCAACCCCAAUUCACAAAAAGUGGAAUGUUACUCAAAUGGAGAAUGGAUGCUGUGAAAGCCGGCAGUGCGCCAAGUCUAUUUGCUGCGUUGUUUGUCGUAUUUUAUUAUUUGUGGAAG